Messenger RNA from Bombina bombina (fire-bellied toad), 3123 nucleotides. Its product is annotated as alpha-actinin-4-like. Gene Ontology annotation, cellular component: cortical actin cytoskeleton; plasma membrane; cell projection. The record is from RefSeq and is a predicted model, not a curated record. Gene Ontology annotation, molecular function: calcium ion binding; actin filament binding. NCBI's taxonomy places the organism in Eukaryota, Metazoa, Chordata, Amphibia, Anura, Bombinatoridae. Gene Ontology annotation, biological process: actin cytoskeleton organization; muscle cell development.
GGUGGUCACGGCCACGGUCACCGAGUAAUGUGACCGGACAGUCAGUACAUGGAACAGGAAGAUGACUGGGACAGAGACCUGCUGCUUGACCCGGCCUGGGAGAAACAGAGGAAGACCUUUACUGCUUGGUGUAACUCACACUUGAAGAAAGCUGGCACACAGAUAGAAAACAUUGAUGAAGAUUUCAGGGAUGGGCUGAAGCUCAGGUUGCUGUUGGAAGUGAUUUCAGGGGAGCGUUUGCCGAAGCCGGAGCAAGGGAAAAUGCGGGUACACAAAAUCAACAACGUGAACAAAGCUUUGGAUUUCAUCGCUAGUAAAGGGGUGAAGCUGGUGUUUAUUGGUGCAGAAGAAAUUGUGGAUGGUAAUGCGAAGAUGACACUGGGCAUGAUAUGGACCAUUAUCCUUCGGUUUGCUAUUCAAGAUAUAUCUGUGGAAGAGACUUAUGCUAAAGAGGAACUAUUGCUGUGGUGCCAGAGGAAAACCGCCCCAUACAAGAACGUCAAUGUGCAAAACUUCCACAUCAGCUGGAAGGAUGGUCUGGCAUUCAAUGCAUUGAUCCACAGACACCGACCUGAACUCAUUGAGUAUGAUACUAUUACCAAUUUGAACAAUGCCUUUGAAGUGGCUGAGAAAUAUUUGGACAUUCCCAAGAUGUUGGAUGCUGAAGACAUUGUCAACACAGCUCGCCCUGAUGAGAAGGCAAUCAUGACAUACAUAUCCUCUUUCUACCACGCCUUCUCUGGAGCUCAGAAGGCUGAGACAGCAGCAAACAGGAUCUGCAAAGUGCUGGCUGUGAAUCAGGAAAAUGAGCAUCUGAUGGAGGAUUAUUAGAAGCUGGCCAGUGAUUUUUUAGAGUGGAUCCGUCGCACCAUCCCCUGGUUGGAGGACCGUGAUCCUGAGAAAACAAUGCCUGAUAUGCAACAGAAGCUGGAGGCUUUCCGGUAUUACCGCUGUGUUCACAAACCCCCCAAAGUGCAGGAGAAAUGUCAGCUUGAGAUAAACUUCAACACCCUACAGACAAAACUAAGGCUCAGCAACUGUCCAGCAUUCAUGCCAUCAGAGGGCAAAAUGGUGUCGGAUAUAAAUAAUGGAUGGCAGCAUCUAGAGCAGUCUGAGGAGGGUUACGAAGAGUGGCUUCUAAACGAGAUCCGUCAGCUUGAGAGGUUGGACCAUCUGGCUGAAAAGUUCAGACAGAAAGCAUCCAUUCAUGAGGCCUGGAAAGAAGGCAAGGAGGCCAUGCUAAAGCAGAAGGACUAUGAAAGUGCCACCCUCACUGAUAUUAAAGCCCUGAUCCAAAAACAUGAAGCCUUUGAAAGUGACUUAGCAGCUCAUCAAGAUUGUGUUGAGCAGAUAGCUGCCAUUGCACAGGAGCUAAAUGAGUUAGAUUAUUACGACUCCCACAGUGUUAAUGUGCGUUGCCAAAAGAUAUGCGACCAGUGGGAUGUUCUGGGGUCCCUGACACACAGCAGAAGGGAAGCUUUGGAGCAAAUGGAAAAACAGCUGGAAGCCAUCGACCAGUUGUACCUGGAAGGGGCGGCACCGUUCAACAACUGGAUGGAGGGUGCCAUGGAGGACUUGCAGGAUAUGUUUAUUGUGCACACCAAUGAGGAGAUAGAGGGGCUGAUUACAGCACAUGAGCAAUUUAAAUCGACCCUGCCAGAUGCUGAUUGUGAAAGAGAAGCCAUCUUAGAUAUCCAGAACCAGGCCCAGAAAAUUGCAGAUUACAACCACAUCAAGCUUACUGGUGGUAAUCCUUACACCACAGUCACACCACAGACCAUCAACUCCAAGUGGGAAAAGGUCCAACAACUGGUUCCUAAACGAGACGGGGCUUUGAAAGGCGAGCAUGAUAAACAACAGUCUAACGAGCGAUUGCGUCUGCAGCUUGCUAACCAGGCCAAUGUGGUUGGACCUUGGAUCCAAGUCAAAAUGGAGGAAGUGGGCAGGAUUGCUAUUGAGAUGCACGGUACCCUAGAGGACCAGAUGACUCACCUAAAGCAAUAUGAGCAGAGCAUCAUUAACUACAAACCCAACAUUGACAAGCUAGAGCAGCAGCACCAGCUCAUCCAAGAAGCACUCAUUUUUGACAAGAAGCACACCAACUACACCAUGGAGCACAUGCGCGUGGGGUGGGAGCACCUUCUUACCACCAUUGCUCGCACGAUUAAUGAAGUGGAGAACCAAAUCCUCACCCGUGAUGCCAAAGGCAUCAGUCAGGAGCAAAUGCAUGAGUACCGGGUCUCCUUCAACCACUUCGACAAGGACCAUACAGGUGCUCUGGGACCUGAGGAGUUCAAAGCCUGUCUCAUCAGUCUGGGAUAUGAUGUCGAAAAUGACAGACAGGGUCAAGCUGAGUUUAGUCGCAUUAUGAGCAUUGUUGACCCCAACAACUCUGGAAUGGUAACAUUCCAAGCAUUUAUAGACUUUAUGUCCCGAGAGACUACAGACACAGACACAGCAGACCAAGUCAUCGCCUCCUUCAAGGUCCUGGCUGGUGACAAAAAUUACAUUACUGCAGCAGAGCUGCACAGGGAGUUGCCUCCAGACCAGGCUGAGUAUUGCAUCGCUCACAUGGCCCCCUACCAAGGCCCAGACGCUGCACCGGGAGCUUUGGAUUACAUGUCCUUCUCUACUGCAUUGUAUGGCGAGAGCGACCUGUGAGGCAGUGAUGGUGAAUGAAUUGGGGAUCCCCCACCUGACACUGCCCUACCAACCCCACCAGCUAUGGAAGCCGUUUUGGUAGUAGUUGCUCUGGAGGGCCAAGAGGACUUUGGGCUUACUACCGUUCUUCCCGUUACUAGGAAAAAGAGCGGAACUCAUAACCUUUCAUUCCCUUUGCAGGGAGGGAGGGGGAUGCGGGUCAUAACCUGCAGGACCACUCCUCCCCCCUCUGCAAAGCUAUCUAUGCAAUGGCUGGGGGGGCAGGGGAUGCUUUACAUGCAGCUGGCACCUAUAAUCUGCUUAUCCCUUUCAUAUCUUGCGCCUUUCCUUCCCGCUCAUCCUUGUGCACCACCUCUCCUUUAUUAGGAUUUAUUUAUUCCUGGUCGAACAGUUCCCACUGAGUUGCCUGAGCGAUUUGGGGCCUUGUAUACUAUCAGGCUUUUUUUCUUUUUUUAAAUCAUA